GAAGACAGGCGGUAAGACGAUGACAGCACCUGUCGGCAGGCCAGGCCAGGCUUCUCCCGAGUGGGGGGACGCUGGAACUGUGGCUUGCCCUGAUUGUUCGAAAAGGGUUUGCCAUGAAUCUUCUGCGUCGGAGUGGGAAACGGCGGCAUUCAGAGUCAGGUUCAGAUUCGUUGUCGGGAAGCGGCAGUGACAGCAGUGCCAGCCUCCAGCUCCUCUCCCGGACCGUGCUGAGCCCGCCGCCGGGCCUGGGUCGCUGCCUGAAGGACCGUGGCCGUCAGUCAGCCGCAAAUGCAGGAAAGUGCAAGCCUACCGCUCCCGACUGCCAAAUAGACAAGCUACUAUUGGCAAAUUGGGAACUUCCUAAAGCAGUUCUGGAAAAAUACCACAGUUUUGGUGUAAAAAAGAUGUUUGAAAUGGCAGGCAGAGUGCCUUUUGCUCGGACAAGUCCUGGAAGGAAGAAUUUAGUCUAUUCAGGUAUCCAAAUUUAUGUAAACUAAUUACUAUUUUUAAGAUAUGAUUCAAAGAGCACUCCAUUGGAGUAGUUAUGGUUCUUUUAAAAGGUGAAUGAGGCAGUGCUUUAAAACUAGAGAAAAUCUUAAAAUAUGUGUGAAAAGUAGAGUUUUAUUAUAUGACUAUGCGUGGGGAAGCAAGAAAA
This is a messenger RNA of Cebus imitator (Panamanian white-faced capuchin), 655 nucleotides long. RefSeq names its product DNA polymerase theta-like. The record is from RefSeq and is a predicted model, not a curated record. Lineage: Eukaryota; Metazoa; Chordata; Mammalia; Primates; Cebidae. Bases 114 to 497 code for a protein of 127 amino acids. The transcript has 2 exons.